UCCAGACCAGCAGCAGCCAAUCAGAUCCCCUCCAAAUACAUCAACCGUCUGACAGAAAUUCAGGGAUUCAAUGAGUCUCAGAAGGAGGAAUAUUUCAGGAAGAGAAUCAGUGACCAGCAUCAAGCCAGCAGAAUCAUCUCACACAUCAGAAGAGCAAGAAGCCUCCACAUCAUGUGCCACAUCCCCGUCUUCUGCUGGAUCUCAUCCACUGUGCUUCAGAAGCUCCUGAAAGAAGAUGUGAGUGCAGAAAUCCCUCAAACUCUGACUGAAAUGUACAUCCACUUCCUGCUGAUUCAGAUCAACAUGAGGAAUCAGAAGUAUGAAGAGAGAGAUCCAGAGAAACUCCUGCAGUCCAACAGAGAAGUGAUUGUGAAACUUGCUGAAGUGGCUUUCAAACAGCUGAUGAAGGGCAAUGUGAUGUUCUAUGAGGAGGACCUGAUUGAGAGCGGCAUAGACGUCACUGAUGCCUCAGUGUAUUCUGGGAUUUGCACUGAGAUCUUUAAGGAGGAAUCUGUGAUUCAUCAGAGGAAAGUCUACAGCUUCAUUCAUCUGAGUGUUCAGGAGUUUCUUGCUGCUUUCUAUGUGUUUUACUAUUAUGUAAUGAUACAUAUUGAUACAUUGAAGUUUUGUGAUGUGAUACAUAAUCUGCAUAGAGAUGCAGUAGAUAAAGCACUUGAGAGUGAGAAUGGACAUCUGGAUCUGUUCCUGCGGUUCCUGCUGGGCGUCUCACUGGAGUCCAAUCAGAGACUCUUACAGGAUCUACUGACACACACAGAGAACAGCUCAGAGAGCAUCAGGAGAACCACACAGUACAUUAAAGAGAAGAUCAAAGAUGGACAUGGACUCUCCACUGAAAGAUCCAUCAAUCUGUUCCUCUGUCUGCUGGAAGUGAAAGAUCAGACUCUGUCCAGAGAGAUUCAGGAGUUUGUGAAAUCAGACAAACACUCAGAGAAGAAACUCUCUCCUGCUCACUGCUCAACAAUCGCCUACAUGCUUCAGAUGUCAGAGGAGGUGCUGGAUGAACUGGACCUCAAGAAAUACAACACAUCAGAUGAGGGGAAGAAGACUGACUGA
Messenger RNA from Labeo rohita (rohu), 1074 nucleotides. Its product is annotated as protein NLRC3-like. NCBI's taxonomy places the organism in Eukaryota, Metazoa, Chordata, Actinopteri, Cypriniformes, Cyprinidae. The record is from RefSeq and is a predicted model, not a curated record. Bases 172 to 1074 code for a protein of 300 amino acids. The transcript has a single exon.